CGAAAAUGGCGGGACCUCCGAAAAAGAGAAAAAUUGACAUUUCUUCACAUUUCAAGGAUAAUCUGGUUCAUAUUUUGCCCAAAAAGAUCCCAAACUGGCACUAUCAACUCUUGAUUAAAAAUAUGACAUCCAAGGGAGUACCCUUUGUACAAAACUACAGCCCUGAUGUUACCCACAUAGUAACUUCCUAUGACAAUGUGGAUCAAGUGAAGAAGGCUAUGAAUAUAACUGAGGAUGAAAUAACAUGCCACAUUGUUAAACUUGAAUGGUUGACACACAGUCUUGGAGAAGGAAAGCCAGUUGAAAUUACAAACCAGUAUAAACUACUUUCAGUUCCCAAAAAGAAUCAUGAACCUGAGGUUACUGACAGUAAUUAUAAACAGACAAAGUUGAAUUGUUUCCAAGUGGAUCCAUACUGUUGCCAAAGAAGGACCCCUCUUCAACACCAUAACAAACUUCUUACGGAUGCAUUUGAGAUUUUAGAGGAGAAUGCAGAAUACAUAGAAUCAUCUAAUGAUACUAAAGGUUAUUCUCGUAAUCUAGCAUACCGACGUGUAUUGGCUGUUCUACGCUCACUCCCUCAGGCUGUCACAUCUGUUAAACAAAUUAAAGAUGUAAAACAUAUUGGAGGACAUUCUCAAAAAAUUAUUCAGGAGCUGCUAGAAGAGAAGUGCUGUCUAGAAGUUGAGGAAAUAAAAAGGAGUGUCAGAUACAACAAAAUGAAGUUGUUCACUGGUGUUUUUGGAGCAGGUGUGUCAACUGCCAGGAGGUGGUAUGACACUGGAAUGACAUCACUGAAUGAUGUCAUACAACACAAUGAGGACAGAUCAACUGCUCAGAAAUAUGGUUUGGCAUUCUUUGAUGAUCUGAAUAUGCCAGUGUUGAAAGCAGAAGCUGAACAAGUGAAGUCAAUUGUGAAAAAUAUCACAGAGAGUAUUCUGCCUGGGGUGUCUGUAACAGUCACUGGAGGCUUCAGGAGGGGAAAAACUGUCGGACAUGAUAUAGAUCUAUUAAUAUCCCACCCAAAGGAAGGUGCAGAGAUCGGACUUUUGGGUAAAAUCUUGGAAAAAUUACAGCAACUGAAUCUCAUCCUUUACGGGUCACACAAUAAAUGUACAUACUCAGAACGGCAUUUUACUGAAGAACCACGGGAUCCACCAACUAACAGUCAAAUGGACCAUUUUGAAAAAUGGUUCGGAAUAAUAGGGCUUCCAAAAAUAUCAACCGAAAAAACUGUUCUAAUUGCCGAAAAUGAUGCUAGUGAUAAAUCGAUCAAAGAUUUAGUAGAUUUGUCAAAGUCAGAAAAAUCAUGGACAGCAAAACGAGUGGAUUUGAUCAUAGUGCCAUCUAGUCAAUAUUUUUAUGGCCUCGUUGGAUGGACCGGAAAUAAGAUGUUUAAUCGUGACCUUAGGCUGUAUGCACAGAAAGAGCUGAACAUGCGUCUUUCGAGCCAUGGACUCUAUGACUUAACUAAAGGGUGCUUACUAACUUCUAACAGUGAAGAAGAAGUCUUCAAAUAUCUCAAGCUGCCUGUUAUACCACCAGAGCUUAGGAAUUGUUGAUAAACUAUAUUCAUGUGCAAUACAAAGGCAUAACCAUAGUGUUUGGAUAAUGUGCAAAAUGAAACAUUGAUUGGAGAUAUUGUAUUAUCCCCAGAAUUUUUUUCUAAAGUUGGUGCUAGUUUUCAUAAUUCUUCUCAAAGCUUGCCAAAUAGUUUGCAGAUGGUGCAAGCC
Messenger RNA from Owenia fusiformis, 1733 nucleotides. The record is from the annotation of a GenBank genome assembly. NCBI's taxonomy places the organism in Eukaryota, Metazoa, Annelida, Polychaeta, Sabellida, Oweniidae.